Messenger RNA from Populus nigra (black poplar), 2845 nucleotides. RefSeq names its product receptor protein kinase-like protein ZAR1. The record is from RefSeq and is a predicted model, not a curated record. NCBI's taxonomy places the organism in Eukaryota, Viridiplantae, Streptophyta, Magnoliopsida, Malpighiales, Salicaceae. Gene Ontology annotation, biological process: protein phosphorylation. The transcript has 2 exons. Bases 183 to 2327 code for a protein of 714 amino acids. Gene Ontology annotation, molecular function: protein binding; protein kinase activity; ATP binding.
GGUGGAGCCCAUUCUGAUCAAAAUCUCGUCUUUCUCAAGUCUCUUUCCCCUCAUAAAUCUCUCACACCCAACCACCCCACACCUUCCACCACCACUUUUCUUUCCUUCCUUCCCAUAUCCUCUCCUCCUGUAAAUCCCCCUCCUCUCUCUCAUUUCUACUCUCCAAAACAAUAACAAGCACAAUGAAGAAAAACCUCUUAUUAACGCUAGUCUUUCUCUUCUUUCACUUCCUUGCUAACACCGAACCAAGCCACUCCCUCACACCUGAUGGACUCUCCCUCCUAUCCUUAAAAUCAGCCGUUGAUCAAACAUCAACUGGCUCUGCUUUCUCUGACUGGAACGAAGAUGACCCCACUCCAUGUCUCUGGACCGGAAUCUCCUGCAUGAACAUAACCGGAUUGCCAGACCCUCAUGUUGUAGGCAUUGCAAUCUCCGGCAAGAAUCUCCGCGGCUAUAUUCCAUCAGAGCUUGGGAACUUAAUUUAUCUUCGGAGACUUAAUCUUCACAACAACAACUUCUACGGUCCAAUACCUGACCAGUUGUUUAACGCUACUUCACUUCACGGUCUCUUUCUCUACGGUAACAAUCUCUCUGGUUCUCUCCCUCCUUCAAUCUGUAACCUCCCUCGUCUCCAGAAUCUUGAUCUUUCCAACAACUCGCUGUCUGGUUCUUUGCCUCAAAACUUGAAUAGCUGCAAGCAGUUGCAGAGAUUGAUCCUUGCGAAGAAUAAAUUCUCUGGUCCAAUUCCAGCUGGGAUUUGGCCUGACUUGGAUAAUUUAUUGCAGCUUGAUCUCUCUGAUAAUGCUUUCAAUGGAUCCAUUCCUAAUGAUGUUGGUGAGCUUAAGUCUCUGUCCAACACUUUAAAUCUUUCUUUCAAUCAUUUAUCGGGUAGGAUUCCGAAAUCACUGGGAAAUUUACCUAUUACUGUCAGUUUUGAUCUGCGAAGCAACAAUUUCAGCGGUGAGAUACCUCAAACAGGGUCUUUUGCAAACCAAGGACCGACUGCUUUCCUUAACAACCCUUUGCUUUGCGGGUUUCCGCUUCAUAAAUCCUGCAAGGACUCUGCAAAGAGCUCAUCGGGAAAUCAGAAUUCAACUCCGGUUUCUGAUAAUAAUUCUAAAAAGGGAUUAAGUCCCGGUUUGAUAAUAUUAAUCUCAGUAGCUAACGCGGCUGGUGUAGCGCUUCUUGGUCUCGUAAUAGUAUACAUUUACUGGAAAAAGAAGGAUGAUUCUAAUGGUUGUAGCUGCACUGGAAAAAGCAAAUUUGGUGGCAAUGAGAAAUCACACUUGUGUUCGCUAUGCUAUUGUGUUAAUGGACUUCGAAUUGAGGAGUCUGAUUUGGAAGAUCAGGAAAAGGUGGAAAGAGUGAAACCAGAAGGAGAGCUUGUGGCAAUCGAUAAAGGUUUCACCUUUGAGCUUGAUGAAUUGCUAAAAGCAUCUGCUUAUGUGUUGGGGAAGAGUGGGUUGGGGAUAGUGUAUAAAGUAGUGCUUGACAAUGGCAGCCCUGUGGCUGUGAGGAGGCUUGGCGAAGGAGGAGAGCAGAGGUAUAAAGAGUUUGUAGCAGAGGCGCAGGCUAUUGGAAAGGUCAAGCAUCCAAAUGUUGUCAAGUUGAGAGCUUAUUAUUGGGCUCCAGAUGAGAAGCUUUUAAUCAGUGAUUUCAUCUCCAAUGGCAACUUGGCUAAUGCUUUUCGAGGGAGAAAUGGACAGCCAUCAAGUCUUUCAUGGUCAACCAGGCUGAGAAUCGCCAAGGGAACAGCCAGGGGCUUAGCCUACCUUCACGAAUGCAGCCCAAGAAAAUUUGUCCAUGGAGACCUCAAGCCAUCUAAUAUUCUCCUCGACAACAAAUUCCAACCUUACAUUUCUGAUUUUGGCCUGAACCGACUGAUCAACAUCACCGGCAAUAAUCCCUCCUCUUCAGGUGGCUUUAUAGGUGGAGCACUCCCUUACUUAAAAUCAGUUCAAACAGAGCGACCAAACAACUACCGUCCUCCAGAGGCCCGUGUUUCUGGUAACAGACCAACCCAAAAAUGGGAUGUGUAUUCAUUUGGAGUUAUUUUGCUUGAAUUGCUUACUGGAAAAUCUCCAGAGCUUUCACCAUCAGCAUCCACUUCGAUAGAAGUUCCAGACUUGGUGAGAUGGGUGAGGAAGGGUUUUGAAGAAGAAAACCCUUUAUCAGACAUGGUAGAUCCAUUGUUGCUCCAAGAAGUGCAUGCCAAAAAAGAGGUAAUAGCUGUUUUUCAUGUUGCCCUUGCUUGCGCUGAAGCUGACCCUGAGGUCCGUCCAAGGAUGAAAACUGUAUCCGAAAAUCUUGAAAGGAUUGGAACAUAGGAGGAAUGCUGGCUUUUCCAGCAACUAGCUGCCACAUUCUUCUGGGAAAAAAGUUGAUUUCUCAACAGGCACUCCAUUUUUGGCCAUGGUUGAAUUUUUAAAAGGUCAGGUGGCUCAAAGAUUGCUUCGGAUCAGACUCACUGGCUCCGAAACCUAGCCUAAAACUUUUGGACAGGUCCAGCAAGUUUUCAUGGUAUAGCUGGAAUGAGGAUACAAUUUCUUUUCUUUUGUGGGAGGUACGGAAGUAGCUUCGUUUGUAACUCAAAUUUCUAUUUCCAGUUUCCAUGGGAGAUCUCUCUCUCUACUUUUCACAGCUUUUCUUCUUUUCUGGGUUCCUUUCUUGGUUGAGAUCAAGAGAAUUUAGUAGUGAUAGUUGAUUCGUUUGGUGUCAGCGUUGGGUUAUGUAAUAAGCACCGAGAAAAAAUCAAUCCAUGCAAGCCUUCAAUACCAGAGGCUGUGCUGUCCUAUAAUACUAUAAGAGUAUCAAAUCUGACGCGUAUCUGAGAUUUUUUACGCUA